GCAGUCGUUCGACGUUUGCUCUGCCGGUAGCGGGAGGCACGAAGUAGUUUCUAGCCUUUUCUUCUAGCUGUUUAAACCGACGAUUUUACCUGUACAACUGUCAGAUUGUUCAGCCCUAUAGUAGCGGACUUCAUCUGUAUAAUCUUCACUUUUAAUAAUGCCUCGAGGCGGGAAAAAGGGCCAUAAGGGCCGAGGAAAGCAGUUCAGCAACCCUGAGGAGAUUGACCGACAGAUGAGGGUGCAGAGAGAGAUGGAAGAAAAUGCUGGUGCAGAAAAAGAGAGCUCUGCAGAGUCUGAAGAAGAGAGCAGCAGUGACGAGGAGUCUGAGUCCAGGAGGAGGAGUGGAGUGGAGGGGCUUAUAGAAAUUGAGAAUCCAAACCGUGUGUCUCAGAAGAGCAAGAAGGUGGCUGAAGUAGACGUCACUGCUCCCAGAGAACUGACUCGCAGAGAGAGAGAGGAGAUAGAGAAGCAGAAAUCAAAGGAGCGCUACAUGAAGCUCCAUCUUGAGGGAAAGACUGAGCAGGCCAGGGCUGACCUAGCCAGACUGGCCAUCAUCAAGAAACAGAGGGAGGAAGCUGCCAAGAAGAGAGAUGAACUCAGGAAAGAAAAAGAAGCAGAAGAAGCCAAAGCAAAGCGCUAGUCCUUCAUCUGAAAGCUUCAUCAUGCACUUCAAUCUCAGAGGGAUGGAGAGAGAAGGAGAUCUGGAUGAGAAGAACGGGGAGGGGACCAAUACAAGUGGUGUCAGAUCAGGGGUGCUCCUGAACUCCUGUCCCUCAUUUCAAAUCAGAGGGGCGUGGGUCUUCCAUCACAGUGUGAUCAGGGCAGGGAAAACGGGUGGAGCAAAGCAGGAUGAAGAGGAAUGCAACAUUUGGGAUGCCUCUAGUUUUCUUUUUAAAAUUUCUUGAAGUUUCAAUAGGAGGCAAUUUCAGGUUUUCCAAGUGCUUCACUGCCUCUUUAUUCUUCCCCACCCACCAGGGUUUUAAUUCUAAAGCUGCUGAAGUUAUUUCCAUUCCUUUUUGAUUCAUACAUUUUUACAAGGUUACAUAAUCCAAGUUUACUUCAUGACUGGACAGAUAUUACAGUGAGCGUGCAUGAGGAUUUCUUUGGUGCUUUACUUUUCCCUCCAUCUCACCUGUUUUGUAAGAAGGCAAAUCAGUGAAAGAUGGAGGAAAGAACACUAUUCAGAGGAUAAACUGAUAUAUAAGAAAUAUACUAUGUAGUUAAGUAUUUUGUUUUGGAUCAAAAAUGGCAUGCUGCAUCUCAGUGGAUAUGUUUUCAUGAUGCAAUAGUCUAAUUUUCAUCAAAACAUGACCCAAAUUAUUCUGCUUUCCCCACCAAUGUUAUCUUUGUCCCAGUGUUGGUUUUGCCUUGUUUUGAGCCACUUCUUCAUUUGGCAAUUUACAGAGUUGGUAAAUUAGUUUUCAUAUCAAAUACCACGUUUAGAAAGUAGUAAAUAUUUAGUUUCUUUUGCUGUCUCCUGGAUCUUUCCCAAAUUUACAUUUUACUUCAUUGGAUCUUCUUAUUGCUGUCAGUUCAAAAGUGUUUCAAAAUGUGUUUUGUAAUCCUUUGCCCAAAGCACCAGGAAUUUUACUUGAAUUGCCUAUAAUUAGCAGUUUUUAAGUUGUUAAACAUCAGUGCUGGAAAGCAUUGUCUCAAACUGCCUCAGUGACUGUGGCCUUGCCCUGUUUCUGAUGGGAUCCUCUGUGGUUCUUUAGGAAGGAUUGCAUCUUCUGUUGCCUUUUCGGAGUUUACACAAGACCAGUUCACGGUCUUUGUCCUGUAAUUAAAGCACUGCAAAGAGCCUACACUGAGUUAGUUUGUUAAGUAUUCUACAUCAGUCUCCAAAAUGAUCACAGACAGCUCAACGCCUCUCUGACAGUGAAACUUCAUAAACUUCACAAAGACAGGAUUUACUGCAGGGCAUUUGUCUUGUUUAGACUGCACAGGUGUACAUAAUAAACUGGUAACUCGGUAUGUGGUGGAUUUGGAAAUAUCUUGAUCAGGAAAAACCGUAUUCCCUAUAAUAUGGAAGUAGCUUAAAGAACAACAGUUGAAACCACAAUGUGUGAGAAAUGUAGCCGCAGCAUAAAAAUGAAUUCCACCGGUUUUCCAUCAUGUAUUUGAAGUCAUUUUUAAAAAUAAAUUCAUUGAUAGAUAAA
This is a messenger RNA of Seriola dumerili (greater amberjack), 2159 nucleotides long. RefSeq names its product 28 kDa heat- and acid-stable phosphoprotein-like (gene pdap1a). The transcript is spliced from 6 exons. Lineage: Eukaryota; Metazoa; Chordata; Actinopteri; Carangiformes; Carangidae. The record is from RefSeq and is a predicted model, not a curated record. Gene Ontology annotation, cellular component: cytosol. The coding region runs from base 158 to 640 and encodes 160 amino acids. Gene Ontology annotation, molecular function: RNA binding.